Molecule: messenger RNA, 2002 nt
Organism: Hippocampus zosterae (dwarf seahorse)
Lineage: Eukaryota; Metazoa; Chordata; Actinopteri; Syngnathiformes; Syngnathidae
Product: GDNF family receptor alpha-1-like
Exons: 10
Coding region: 383-1780 (465 amino acids)
Biological process (GO): nervous system development
Cellular component (GO): signaling receptor complex; external side of plasma membrane
Molecular function (GO): signaling receptor activity
Source: RefSeq, a predicted model, not a curated record
UAAAUAUGUAUUUGUGCCGGUAACGCGGCGCGCGGACUGCCAGCGCUUCUCAGCUUCUUCUUGUGCUCAUCCUUGUGGUUCUUGCGUGCGCUGCACGCAUUGGCGCUCGCGCACUUGAGGGGGGAAGCUGGCGAAGCUCCUGCUGCUCAAUGCGCCACUUGGUUUCAGACGCGAGCAUCCCGCCGGACGAGCACAUUUGGACUUGCGCAGCUUUUCCAGCGUUACUUGCUUCCAACAAGUACGCGCGUGAAAAGGGGGAAUCGCUUUUGAAUUUCGCUUCUGAAUAUGUGGCAAUGGAAUUCCUUCCCGUGGAUUUAAAGUGAGCCCAACUUUGCGCUUUUUUCUUCCGAGGAGGCUGUUUCUUGUCGCGUGCGAGGAGAGGAUGAUGCUCGCUGGAUUCUGCCUUCUUCUGCCUCUUUUAGAUGGUCUGCACGGGGCCGAGGAGGGCGGGCGGUCGUCGCGCACGGACUGCGUGCGGGCCAGCGAGCAGUGCCUGAAGGAGGCGUCGUGCAGCAGCAAGUACCGGACCAUGCGGCAGUGCGCCGCCGGCGUGGCCAAGGAGGGCAACUUCAGCGGCGUGGCUCGACGGGACGCCCAGGACGAGUGCCGCGGCGCCGUGGACGCGCUCAAACGCAGCCCGCUCUACAACUGCCGCUGCAAGAGGGGCAUGAAGAAGGAGAAGAACUGCCUGCGCAUCUACUGGGGCAUCUACCAGACCUUACAAGGUAACGACUUUCUGGAGGAUUCUCCCUACGAGGCCGCCAAUGGUCGCCUGGCGGACAUUUUCCGCUUGGCCCCCAUCAUCGGCGAGCCGGCGGUGGCUCGGGAGAACAACUGCUUGAACGCGGCCAAGGCCUGCAACCUGAACGACACGUGCAAGAAGUACCGCUCGGCCUACAUCAGCCCGUGCACCAGCCGCGUCUCCACCGCCGAAGUUUGCAACAAGAGGAAGUGCCACAAGGCACUCCGCCAGUUCUUUGACAAGGUUCCUCCCAAGCACAGCUACGGGAUGCUGUUCUGCUCGUGCCCGCUCAGCGACCAGACGGCGUGCUCGGAACGCCGGCGUCAAACCAUCGUGCCCGUCUGCUCCUACGAGGAGAAACAAAAGCCCAACUGCCUGGAGCUGCAGGCCUCGUGCAGGACCAACUACAUCUGCAGGUCACGCCUGGCCGACUUCUUCGCCAACUGCCAGUCGGAAGCGCGCUCGCGGUCGGGCUGCCUGAAGGAAAACUACGCGGACUGUUUGCUGGCCUACUCGGGCCUCAUCGGCACGGUGAUGACCCCCAACUACCUUCGCUCUCCCAAGAUCAGCGUGUCGCCGCACUGCGACUGCAGCAACAGCGGCAACGACAGAGAAGAGUGCGACAAGCUGGUCGCCUUCUUCGCCGACAACGGCUGCCUGCGCAACGCCAUCCAGGCCUUCGGGAACGGCACGGACAUGGGCGUGUGGCCCCAGGUCACCACCGCCACCACCACCACCACCACCGUGACGUCGCCGCGCCAACGCAACCGCAACAACAACGUGGAAAACCACAUCGACGGCGACUCCGGAAUAUACCACUUCUGCGGGAGUCUGCAGGCGCAGAAGUUGAAGUCCAACUCCAGCGCUGACAGCGUCUUCUGCGUGGACCCGCAGAUGGACGGUCCGAGCACGUCCAACGCCAUCGUGAGGAAUUCGUGCAUCCGCCGCCGACCUUCCGAGGCGACAUCUCUGCUGCCCCUGCUGCUGUGGCUGUGGUACUGCGGCCGCCAUCUUCCGCCCUCACCGGACGACUUGUAGCCUCUAGGCUGAAACGGUGAACUGCACACACAAAACAACGUGAAAUUCUUCUUUUUCUUCCUCACUGUAUGAAUCCGCCUUUGGGUUGUGUUAGUUCUCCCCCCUACCCCCCCCCCCCUCCCUCUCUUUUGUUGUUGUUCAUUUUGUCACUUUCGGCUGUGGUUGACUUUUGAUGCAGCGGUUGGUUUUUCUUUGCAUUGGUCAAGAAAGACCAGACAUAAA